AAAAUAUUCACGUGUCACAUUUAGUCCAGUUCUGCUAUUUAAAGUCGUACAAAACUAUUUGGGUCAUUAGACUGUGAACCAGAAUAAAAUGUAAUUUGCAGACUAUCUUUUAAGACAAGACAUGCCACCAAAGCACAAACUAUCUACCAGUCAUGAGUAUUUCAAGAAAAAGAAAAGAAGGAAAAUGUGUCCAGGGUGUGGAGGAGAAUUUGUCGAUAGACAUUUUGAAAACCAUAAAGUUGAAUAUUUCUGGGACAACAAAUGGAAGUGUAGCAAGUCAAAAAAAUCAAAACAAGAAGAAACUAGUUAUCAGGAAGUACCAGCAGAACACACUUUAUCUGGAAUGCACCAGGAAAACCAUUGUGAAGAACCAAGCACCUCUGGCGUUAAGCAACCUUGGGCUCAUACGCAAUCACUGAUAGAAGUGAAACGCAGGUUCAAAGAUCACUUACGAAGCCUCAGUGGAAGUGAAACCUAUCCAGAAUCUGACAAUGAGGAUGAGGAAUUUUGGUCUAAUGUAACUUUAAACGAUAUUGAUAUGGAUAUUGAAAAUGAAAACAUUCACGAAAUCCAAGAGAAAAAACAGCAGACGGACUUUGAUACAGCAAAAACAGAGAUGAUCAAGUCAACAGUUGCAAUAUUUCAGUCCAUUUGCAUUUUUCUUUGCUGUUGGCAAUCAUUUUAUAUAAUUACAGAUACUGCCUUAAGUAGCAUUUUGUCGUUUUUAUCCACAGCAUUUAAACAUCUUUCUGCUGAAAAUGUUGCACUAACAGGUGUUUCAUCAAUAUUUCCCUGCUCAGUGUAUAUGUUGUACAAAAAUCUCGGCAUGAAAAAAGACAAUUUUUCGAAAUACGUGAUAUGCAAGAAAUGUUUCACUUUGUACAACUAUGAAGACUGUAUAAUACUAAUUGAAGGGGAAACGUCUUCAAAGAAAUGUUCGAAUGUUAUGUUUCCAAACCAUCGACAAAUUGCUAGACGAAAUCAAUGUGGUGAACCAUUACUGAAAUCUGUGAAACUAAAGAGCGGAGACAUAAAACUAUAUCCAUAUAAGACCUAUUGUUACAAAUCUGUGAAAGAAUCACUAUCUACAAUGGUAAAACAGAAAUAUUUCGAAGAUAAGUGUGAAGAAUGGAGACACAGACGACAGGAACCAGGAGUUAUGACAGACGUGUAUGACGGAAAAAUUUGGAAAGAGUUUGGAGAAGACAAAAAUCAACACUUUUUGAAAACUGAGAGAAAUUACGGUCUGAUGCUAAAUCUUGACUGGUUUCAACCAUUCGAUCAUGUUCGAUAUUCUGUUGGCGUCAUCUAUGCUGUUGUGUUGAAUUUGCCACGAGAAGAAAGAUUCAAACUGAAAAAUGUGUUUCUAGUUGGCAUUAUUCCGGACAUGUCUGGCGAACCAUCAGUCCAAACAUUUAUUAAACCAUUUGUCGAAGAAAUGAAAAUUGCUUGGAGUAUCGGAUUUUCUAUGCGGUCACACAACAAUCCGAAGAAAGAUGCAAGUUUUAAAUUAGCGUGCCUUUGUGUUGGUUGUGAUAUACCUGCCACGAGAAAAUUAUGUGGGUUUUUAGGGCAUGGUGCAACACUAGGGUGCUCCAAAUGCACCAAAAAGUUCCCUGGAGAAGUUGGGAAAAAAAAUUAUGGAGGCUUUGAUGUACCCAAUUGGAUAUCUCGCUCUUUACCUGACCAUCUUCAUAACCUCGAGAGAAUUAAAGAAGCUACAACAAAAACAGACAAAGAAAACAUGGAGAGUCAAUUCGGCAUUAGAUAUUCACCUUUAUGUGAACUUGAUUACUUUGAUCCGAUUCGUAUGUCUGUUAUUGAUCCGAUGCAUAAUUUAUACCAAGGAACCGCAAAAAAAAUGAUCAAACUUUGGUCAGAACUUAAAAUUCUAGAAAGUGAUAAAUUAAAAAUUAUUGAAAAGCGUGUUGACUCUGUUUCUGUUGCAGCUAAUGUCGGCAGCCUUCCCAGAAAAAUAGCUACAUCAUUUGGCGGUUUCACAGCUGAUCAGUGGAAAAACUGGACCAAUGUCUUUUCUAUAUUUGCAUUAAAAGGUGUAAUACCAUCUGAAGACUUAGAGGUGUGGCGGAAAUUUGUUCUUGCCAGUCGGUGCAUCACAACAAAAACAAUAACCACUGUAGAUAUACUUAAGUACGAAAAACUAAUUUUGGAGUUUUGCGCCGGAUUUGAGAGGAUCUAUGGGGAUACAAAAGUUACUCCAAACAUGCAUCUUCAUUACCACAUGGCAGAUUGCAUUCGAGAUUAUGGGCCUAUUUACUCUUUUUGGCUAUUCAGCUUUGAGAGAUACAAUGGUCAUCUUGGAUCGUUACCGAACAAUAGCAGAUCAAUUGAACUUCAAAUCAUGCGACGUUUUCUUCGAGAUUCAUUCGUUAAUUGCCUACAAGUACCAUCUGAAUACAAAGAAACAUUGGACAAAGCGUUCUUUCUAAAAGAACCAACUGCAGUUUCGGUAGAUGUACAAACCGAUGAAGACGUUUCAUGCAUUAUGUAUAUGGGAAAGAAAAAUGCACCAAUCAGUGAUCAACAAUGGACCAACAUCAAACCAUAUAGAAUACAAAAAUCAAUGGUUGACAGUCUUUCAUCAGCAGAACAUGCUGCAUUAAAAAAAAUGUACAAGAUGUUGUAUCCGGGAAGAGAAGAUAUGAUUAUCCCGAUGUCCAGCAGAAGAUGCAGUUCACUCUUUCUUGGGAAUGAGGUAUUAGGUUCGUGGGAUUCAAGGCAGAGGCGAUCAUCAUAUAUUAUGGCAUACUGGAACGAUUUUGAUGGGAGAAUAAUGCGAGACGCUGAAAGUGUUGUUUUGACUCCAGGAAUUGUACAAAAGUAUAUCCUCCACAACUUGAUCGUCGAAGGCAAUAAUCAGAUCCACUUGUUAGCCAAAGUAAACUGGUUUACGCCUCUACCAGCUUCAUUACGAUACCACUGUGGAGAACCUAUCGAAGCUUGGAAUAGUGAACUUAUUGACACAUUUGGUCCAUCAGCUUUCAUACCCGUACAGAGAUUUUUCUGUAGAUUUGUUCAGGCAGACGGGUUUAUAUCUAAUAAGACAGUUUCCUUUAUUUGUCCUCUUAAUAAUGGACUAAAUGUUUGAUAAGCUUUGAUGUCAUAAAUUUUUAAGCGAGGAACAAGAUUUUGCAGAUAUUUUUAAUUACUUUAUAAUUUCUAAUUGGCAAACACUUUAUGUAAACAAAAUUCCACGCGCGUAUCAUGUAUAUUAAAGAUUCAAUUACUUUCUAAAUACCUGAACCUAUACGCAAAAAAUACGAAGUUAAAAUAUCCAUUCGUAAUACUAAUUUAUCGUAGGACGUGUAGAAAAAUCCGUUUGUUCGGAACAAAACUCGAACAGAUCAACCCUGAUAUUUAAAGAUGUCUGCACGUUGAUUUUAUUUACAGUCAGAUAAUUUAUCAUUCAAAUAAUUUUUGGUAUAUGAGAUAAAUAUUUUCUGUUAAAAAUAUCUAAUUUCCCGCUUUUCCAAAAACGAGGUUUAUGAGUUUCUUAUAUGAAGUUUGACAGGUGUCGUUUCAACAAAGCGUGUGGUAAAAAAAGUCUUUCGACACUCUCACAGGUUUUAAAAUGCUUUUUUAAAUACUGUGGAUUCAUUUAUUUU
Molecule: messenger RNA, 3626 nt
Organism: Mytilus trossulus (common blue mussel)
Lineage: Eukaryota; Metazoa; Mollusca; Bivalvia; Mytilida; Mytilidae
Exons: 2
Coding region: 122-3109 (995 amino acids)
Source: RefSeq, a predicted model, not a curated record